AUGUCUAAUAUUCGGAAAAAAUUAAUACGAGCAGUACUUAUUAGAUCAUUUACAUCAAUUGAUUAUAAUAUUUACGUUGACUUUCAUGAACAAUACGAAUUUCGUAAACAAUUCGUUCUUGCUGAUAAUUCUCUUACAGAAGAAGAAAAAACUGAAGCAAUAAGAAUAAUGAAUAAAAAUUAUGACCGAAAUAAAAUUUUUUAUAAUGAAGGAAUAAGAAGAGUUUGUGAAAAUUGUAACCAAAAAUGUUUAGCUACAUUAUAUUGUGAAUAUUGUGUUCGAAAUUAUUUAAAAUAUAAUUUUUCAAAUUGGACUUCUGGAAAUAAUGUUAUUGAUAAUUUAAUAAAAAGUUGUCAAAUGGAAACAUUUACGCCAGAUGGUAUUAUUGAAUGGAUCCCAUAUAAUAAUUUAGAAAAUAUUAAAUAUCUGACAAAAGGUGGAUUCUCAGAUAUUUAUACAGCAUAUUGGAUUGAUGGAAAAUAUGAUGAAUGGGAUUCUAAGAAGCAACAAUUAAUAAGAUUAGGAACUCAUGCUGUAAUACUUAAAGAAUUAAAAAAUGUUGAAAAUGCAAGCCAAAGUUGGUUUGAAGAGCAACAAAAAUUCAGAGAUUGUUCAAUGUUUUGGUUUAACACAAAAUCCAUCAAAUGGAAUUAUUUACUUGUAAUUAUGAAGUUUAAUAUGAAUUUAAGAGAAUAUUUACAACAAAAUCAUAAUCAACUUACAUGGAAUGAAAGGAUUAAAAUUACUUUUUUAAUAAUUGAUGCACUUUAUUGGAUUCAUAAAGAGAAUUCAAUUCAUAGAGAUUUGCAUUCUGGAAAUAUAUUAUAUUCACAGUUUAAUGAUAAUUGGCAGAUUAGUGAUCUUGGAUUUUGUGGUCCUGCAGACAAACCAUCAACAAGUAUUUAUGGAAAUCUUCCCUAUAUAGCUCCUGAAGUUAUUAACGGAAAAGGUUAUACUUUUAGAUCUGAUAUUUAUAGUAUUGCAAUGCUCAUGUGGGAAAUUUCAUUUGGACAACCUCCAUUUAUGAAUUAUGAACAUGAUUAUAUUCUUGCAAUUGAUAUCAUUGAUGGUAUAAGACCAAAAAUUGUAUCAGAAAUUCCUUUGGAAUAUAAAAGUUUAAUGGAGCAAUGUUGGGAAGCUAAUCAACUAAAAAGACCUGAUACUAAUACACUUUAUAAAAAAAUUAAAGAAAUUAAAUCAUAUUAUCAAAAUAAUCCAAAUGAAUUACCUCAAUUAAUAACAAAAAUAGAUAAAAAAACAAGCAAUAUUUUAAGUAGUAAACUAUUUACAAGUAAAAUUCAUAAAUUUGAAAAUCUACCUGAACCAAAAAAUGCAACAGAAGAAGAACAAAAAGCAUUGUAUAUCAGUAGAUCAUAUGAUUUUAGUCUUUCUGAUAAUACUAGUAAUCUUAGUAAAUCGGGUAAAAUUAAUUUUAAAGAAAAUGAUAGUAAAGAAUCAUCCAGAUUAUUUAAAAAAUUGAAAGUGGAGAAUGUAGACGUACAAAAUGACCAUGAUAGAGAAAUAAUGCAGCAACGAUCAGAUAUUAGUGUUAAUGAUGAAGUACAAGAUAAUCCAAAUCUUCAUUCAGAAGAAAAAGAUAAAACUCCCGAUGAUGGAUUUCAAAUUAAUUUUCAAUUAAUUUGA
This is a messenger RNA of Rhizophagus irregularis DAOM 181602=DAOM 197198, 1644 nucleotides long. The record is from RefSeq and is a predicted model, not a curated record. NCBI's taxonomy places the organism in Eukaryota, Fungi, Glomeromycota, Glomeromycetes, Glomerales, Glomeraceae.